UGAAUGGGUUAAAAGAACAGAACCUCAUCUAAAACCCCGCCUUAAACCAAACAUGCUCUGUAUCUAUAUCCUUCAAUGGCUGCUGUCUCUCCUAAAACCCCUCAAAUCCCACUCAAUUCCGACAUUCAUUUAUCCCCUAUUUCCAACACCCUUAAAUCCAAAACCCUCAAUUUCUCCCGUAUCAUUCAAAGACACCAUUUUUCUCUCAAGAAAACCCAAGAAGUCUCUGUUUUUAGCACCAAUUCAACUGAUAACAAAGACCCAAAUUCUCAAAUUUGUGAACUAUGUCUUCAGGGGAACUUGGAAGAAGCUCUGACCCAUUUAGAAUCACUUCAAGAACUUCAAGUGUGUGUGGAUGAAGAUGCUUAUAUUGCUGUUUUGAAGCUGUGUGAGUGGAGGAGAGCAGCUAAUGAGGGGUCUAGAGUUUAUGGUUAUGUUUGUAAAAAUGGGUCUAACUUGAGUCUGAGGCUUGGUAAUGCUUUGUUGAGCUUGUUUGUUAGGUUGGGUAAUUUGGUUGAUGCUUGGUAUGUGUUUGGGAGAAUGUCUGAGAGAGAUGUGUUUUCCUGGAAUGUUUUGGUUGGUGGGUAUGCUAAAGGUGGGUUUUUUGAUGAGGCUUUGGAUUUGUAUCAUAAGAUGUUGUGGGCUGGGAUUAGGCCUGAUGUGUAUACUUUUCCAUGUGUUUUGAGGAUGUGUGGUGGCGUUCCUGAUUUGGGGAGAGGGAGAGAAGUUCAUGUUCAUGUGUUGAGGUUUGGUUAUGCAUUGGAUGUUGAUGUACUUAAUUCUUUGAUUACUAUGUAUGUUAAAUGUGGGGAUGUUUGUAGUGCUAGGAUGGUAUUUGAUAGGAUGGUGAAUAGGGAUAGGAUUUCAUGGAAUGCAAUGAUUUCCGGGUAUUUUGAGAAUGAUCGGUGUUUGGAGGGGUUUAGAAUGUUUUUUAUGAUGCGGGAAUGUUAUGUUGAUCCGGAUUUGAUGACAAUAACUAGUUUAAUUUCUGCAUGUCAGAGUCUUGGUUACCAGAGACUAGGGAAGGCAAUCCAAGGGUAUGCUAUGAGAGCAGAGGGUGGUAUGGAUGUCUCUGUGGGUAAUGCAUUGGUGCAAAUGUAUUCCAGUGUUGGUAAUUGGGAGGAGGCGGAGAAAGUUUUUAGUAGAAUUGAGUCGAAAGAUGUUGUAUCCUGGACAUCAAUGAUUUCAGCUUAUGAAAAUAAUGGGAUGCCUGAAAAAGCUGUUGACACUUAUAAAAUGAUGGAACUUGAAGGAAUUAGACCAGAUGAGAUCGCUUUGGCCAGUGUACUAUCUGCUUGUGCUUCCUUAGGCCUUUUGGAUAUGGGUACUAAGCUACAUAAGUUUGCUAAGAGGUCUGGACUUAUAUCUUAUGUUAUAGUGGCAAACACUCUAGUCGAUUUCUAUUCCAAGUGUGGAUGCAUGGAUCAGGCUCUUCAAGUCUUCGACAAUAUACGUGAGAAAAAUGUUAUAUCUUGGACUUCCAUUAUCCUUGGGUUGCGUAUCAACAGUCGGAGUUUUGAGGCACUAAUUUUCUUUAGGAAUAUGCAACUCAUUUUAAAACCAAAUUCUAUUACAUUGAUUUCUGUCCUAUCCGCAUGUGGUAGAGUAGGAGCUCUUAUGUGUGGCAAAGAGAUUCAUGCGCAAGCAUUGAGAAAUGGAUUAGUGGUUGAUGGGUUUUUUCCAAAUGCUCUCCUUGACAUGUAUGUAAGGUGUGGGAAGAUAAAUCUUGCAUGGAACCAAUUCAACACACAGAAGAGAGAUUUAGCUUCUUGGAAUAUUCUUCUUACAGGCUAUGCCCAGAGGGGGCAAGGAGCACUUGCUGUUAACUUAUUUAACAGAAUGAUCGAAACAGAGGUACAUCCUGACGAGAUAACUUUUAUAUCUCUAUUAUGUGCUUGUAGUAGAUCUGGAAUGGUGGCUGAAGGUUUACAAUAUUUUAAAAGCAUGGAACAUCAAUAUUAUAUUACCCCAAACUUGAAGCAUUAUGCUUGCGUGGUUGAUUUACUUGGCCGUGCAGAGAAGUUGGAGGAUGCUUACAAAUUUAUCUUAGACAUGCCAAUAGAACCAGAUAAAGCCAUCUGGGGAGCGUUAUUAAAUACUUGUAGGAUACACAAGCGACUUGAGCUGGGAAAACUAGCUGCUGAACAUUUAUUUAAAUUAGAUGAUAGCACUCUGGGAUAUUAUACUCUUUUGUGUAACUUCUACGCUGACAACGGUAAAUGGGAUGAAGUAGCUAGAUUGAGAAAGUUUAUGAAAGAAAAAGGACUUAGUGUUGAUCCUGGGUGUAGUUGGGUUGAAGUGAAGGGAAAAGUUCAUGCCUUCCUUAGCGGAGACGAUUUCCAUCCCCAGAUAAAGGAGAUAACUGCAGUUUUGGAGGGCUUUUAUGACAAAAUGGCUGCUGUUGAUGCUAAUGGCCCAGAAAUGAGUUCUAUUACCGAAGUCGAAUCUUCUAAAGCUGACGUUUUAUGUGGGCACAGUGAGAGACUAGCGAUUGCCUUUGGGCUUCUUAAUACUGCUCCUGGGAUGCCUAUAUUGGUAACAAAGAAUCUUUACAUGUGCAAAGGCUGCCAUAAUACAAUCAAAUUUAUCUCAAAAAUUGUACGAAGAGAGAUAUCUGUUAGGGAUACAGAUCAUUUUCACCAGUUUAAUGAUGGAAUCUGCUCCUGCAGAGAUGAAGGUUACUGGGAUGAUUAACUGUUAAACAUGGACUGAAACGUAAUUCUGUCUUCUUUCGAGCCACAAUUGUAUACGGGGCUGGCAAACUGAACUUGUGGCUGGCAAACAAAACGGAGAGCUUACUACAGUACUUUGCCUGCGGUAUCAGUUUGUGUGUGGCCAGUAGCAGCUUCAUUGACAUCUUGCCCAUGUCUUAUUAUGUCUGAUUAUAUGGUACCACACGCUAUGCUUCAUUUUUUACAUAUGAUAUAGUCAUGUAUAUUCACCACACUCAGCCAUGCCUGAAGAAGAAGAUGGUUGCGAGGAGUUUCUUGUUUCAUGCUUGGCAUACUUCAUCUUCUCAGGUUUGUUGGCAUCCUUCUGUACAGAGUGCUAAGCGAUGACAGGAUCUCAUAUUUACAUGAAUAUUCACAUGUGGAAUCCAAUAUGUUGUCCAGUAGCUGAAAUUCUGUAUGUCACAUGAAUGAUAUAGUAAUGAAAUGACUUUCAUAAUGAAAUUAUGUUCUUACUAGCA
This is a messenger RNA of Daucus carota subsp. sativus, 3190 nucleotides long. Its product is annotated as pentatricopeptide repeat-containing protein At1g15510, chloroplastic. The transcript has a single exon. NCBI's taxonomy places the organism in Eukaryota, Viridiplantae, Streptophyta, Magnoliopsida, Apiales, Apiaceae. The record is from RefSeq and is a predicted model, not a curated record. Gene Ontology annotation, molecular function: protein binding; zinc ion binding. Bases 76 to 2694 code for a protein of 872 amino acids.